GGAGAUAAGGGAGAGCGCGGAGACCCCGCUGAGGGAACCAGAGGUAGACCCGGAAGACCCGGUGCUGAUGGAUAUGAAGGACUUCGAGGAGACAGAGGAGAGCCGGGAGAUGGAGGUCUUCCCGGACUCUAUGGGCUUAAGGGUGACAAAGGAAAUGAAGGAAUUCAUGGUUUAACGGGUAUACCUGGAAAACAGGGACUAUCGGGACAGCCCGGCCGACCCGGACACGACGGAUUGCCUGGUUUUCCGGGCGUUAAGGGAGACAGAAGUGAACCAAAUUUGGAAGGAGUGAGGGGUCAAAGAGGGACACCGGGAAGACCGGGAAUUCCUGGAUUACCAGGAAUCAAAGGAGACGAUGGGUUCGCCGGUUGGCCGGGAAGAGAUGGUCUCCCGGGACCUAAAGGACCGCCCGGUGUGUCUGGUAUUCAAGGUUUGCCGGGUUUGAGCGGUCGGUCCAGUGCUAAGGGCGCUAAAGGAGAGCGCGGAGAUCAAGGCUUAAGAGGAAUCGAUGGCUAUGAGGGUUCGCCAGGUCUGGUAGGACUUCCCGGAUCUAAGGGACAAAUGGGAGAAAUAGGAAUUGCAUUAUUAGCACAACCCGGUUAUGACGGAGAACUGGGACAAAAAGGCAAUCCCGGUCUCCCCGGCCUUCCGGGUCUGAAAGGCCUGAUGGGAGAGAUGGGAAUACCAGGACUUUCGGGUGAAACGGGCGAAAGUGGUGACAAUGGUUUGCACGGAAUCAAUGGAUUGGACGGUCGGCCCGGGUUUAGAGGAGAUAAUGGAUUGACUGGUUUACCCGGUAUUACAUUUGACUGGAAAGAUGUUUGCAAUCAU
Molecule: messenger RNA, 831 nt
Organism: Medioppia subpectinata
Lineage: Eukaryota; Metazoa; Arthropoda; Arachnida; Sarcoptiformes; Oppiidae
Source: the annotation of a GenBank genome assembly